Grammomys surdaster is the source of this 4756-nucleotide messenger RNA. It is a transcript of the gene Tpcn1, whose product is annotated as two pore segment channel 1. The transcript has 28 exons. Gene Ontology annotation, biological process: transmembrane transport; monoatomic ion transport. Gene Ontology annotation, molecular function: voltage-gated channel activity; monoatomic ion channel activity. Gene Ontology annotation, cellular component: lysosomal membrane; endosome membrane. Bases 255 to 2705 code for a protein of 816 amino acids. NCBI's taxonomy places the organism in Eukaryota, Metazoa, Chordata, Mammalia, Rodentia, Muridae. The record is from RefSeq and is a predicted model, not a curated record.
CAGCGGUGAGGCGGCGGCGGCGGCUGCUGAGGCUCAGCUCUGGGGAUAUUGGCGGCAGCAGCUGCGGGCUGCGCUGCGCCGUGCAGACCCGGUGCACGGUGCGGGAUCCCGGGACGGCGCGUACCCUAGAAGAUGCCUCUGAUGGAACAGACUCUGGGAAGCUUCUCUGGCCCCGUGGCUUUGAACAGGAGCUCAAGCCGGGGGCUGUUUGAAGCCCUAGCCGUUGUAUCCUGAGGACCGCCGGUCUGGAGAAGAUGGCUGUAAUUUUGGAUGACGACGUACCACUCAUCCUGACCUUGGAUGAGGCUGACAGUGCUCCGCUGGCUCCUUCCAACGGCCUGAGCCAAGAAGAGCUGCCCAGCAAAAAUGGGGGCAGCCACGGUGUCCACAACUCCCAGGUUCCCAGUCUGGUCUCCGAGGCCGACAGUUCCCCCUCCAGUCCCACUGGACACAACUGGGAGAUGAAUUAUCAAGAGGCAGCAAUCUACCUCCAGGAAGGCCAGAACAACGACAAGUUCUUCACCCACCCCAAGGAUGCCAGGGCGCUGGCGGCCUACCUCUUCGUACACAACCACUUCUUCUACAUGAUGGAGUUGCUCACGGCCCUGCUCCUGCUGCUGCUGUCCCUGUGCGAGUCACCUGCCGUCCCUGUGCUCAAGCUCCACGCUUACGUCCACGCCACCCUGGAGUUGUUCGCCCUCAUGGUGGUGGUAUUUGAGCUCUGUAUGAAACUGCGGUGGCUGGGCUUCCACACGUUCGUCCGGCACAAACGCACCAUGGUCAAGACGUCUGUCCUCGUGGUGCAGUUCAUCGAGGCCAUUGUGGUGCUGGUGCGGCAGACGUCCCACGUGCGGGUGACCCGGGCACUACGCUGCAUUUUCCUGGUGGACUGUCGGUAUUGUGGCGGUGUGCGGCGCAACCUGCGGCAGAUCUUCCAGUCGCUGCCACCUUUCAUGGACAUCCUCCUGCUGCUGCUCUUCUUCAUGAUCAUCUUCGCCAUCCUCGGUUUCUACUUAUUCUCCACGAACCCUUCUGACCCGUAUUUCAACACCCUGGAGAACAGCAUCGUCAACCUGUUCGUUCUCUUGACCACAGCCAACUUUCCAGAUGUCAUGAUGCCCUCUUACUCCCGGAACCCCUGGUCCUGUGUCUUCUUCAUCGUGUACCUCUCUAUUGAGCUGUACUUCAUCAUGAACCUGCUCCUGGCCGUGGUGUUCGACACCUUCAACGACAUCGAAAAGCACAAGUUCAAGUCUUUGCUGCUGCACAAGCGGACCGCCAUCCAGCAUGCUUACCGCCUGCUCGUCAGCCAACGGAGGCCAGCUGGCAUCUCCUACACACAGUUUGAAGGCUUGAUGCGCUUCUACAAGCCCCGGAUGAGUGCUCGAGAGCGCUUCCUGACUUUCAAGGCCCUGAAUCAGAGCAACACACCUCUGCUCAGCCUGAAGGACUUCUAUGACAUUUACGAAGUUGCUGCUCUACAGUGGAAGGCAAAGAAGAACAGACAACAUUGGUUUGACGAGCUUCCCCGGACAGCCUUCCUCAUCUUCAAAGGGAUUAACAUCCUUGUGAAUUCCAAGGCCUUCCAGUAUUUCAUGUACUUGGUGGUGGCUGUCAAUGGUGUCUGGAUCCUGGUGGAGACGUUCACGUUGAAAGGUGGGAAUUUCAUCUCAAAGCACGUGCCCUGGAGUUACCUCGUGUUUCUUACCAUUUAUGGAGUUGAACUGUUCAUGAAGGUGGCUGGCCUGGGCCCUGUGGAGUACCUGUCCUCUGGAUGGAACUUGUUCGAUUUCUCGGUCACAGCCUUUGCCUUCCUGGGACUGCUCGCACUGACGCUCAACAUGGAACCCUUCUAUUUCAUUGUGGUCCUGCGUCCCCUUCAGCUGCUGAGGUUAUUUAAACUGAAGAAACGCUACCGCAAUGUGUUGGACACCAUGUUCGAGCUGCUGCCGCGAAUGGCCAGCCUCGGCCUCACGCUACUCACCUUCUACUACUCCUUUGCCAUCGUGGGCAUGGAGUUCUUCAACGGGCGGCUGACUCCCAACUGUUGCAACUCCAGCACGGUGGCCGACUCCUACCGAUUCAUCAAUCACACGGUGGGCAAUAAGACCAAGGUGGAGGAGGGCUACUACUAUCUCAACAACUUUGACAACGUCCUCAACAGCUUCGUGACCUUGUUUGAACUCACCGUUGUCAACAAUUGGUACAUCAUCAUGGAAGGCGUCACCUCACAGACCUCCCACUGGAGUCGCCUGUACUUCAUGACCUUUUACAUCGUGACCAUGGUGGUGAUGACCAUUAUCGUGGCCUUCAUCCUGGAGGCCUUCGUCUUCCGCAUGAACUACAACCGCAAGAGUCAGGACUCGGAAGUGGACAGUGGCAUCGUCAUCGAGAAGGAAAUGUCCAAGGAGGAGCUUCUGGCCAUCCUGGAGCUUUACCGAGAGGUGCGAGGCACCUCCUCUGACGUCACCCGGCUGCUCGACACGCUCUCCCAGAUGGAGAAAUACCAGCAAAAUUCCAUGGUGUUUCUGGGACGUCGAUCGAGAACCAAAAGCGACCUGAGUCUGAAGAUGUACCAGGAGGAGAUCCAGGAGUGGUACGAGGAGCAUGCCCGGGAACAGGAGAAGCAGCUCAGGGGCAGUGUGCCUGGCCCUGCAGCCCAGCAGACCCCUGGCAGUCGCCAGCGCUCCCAGACCAUCACCUAGCCGGGUUUCAUCAUGCCAGCCUCUUCUAUGCAAUAACACCAUAGUAUUAUGUACUACGAUGUAUGGAAACCAUGUGUGUAUGUAGACACACUCAUAUAUAUGCACAUAUUUACACAGAGACAGAAAGGGACUAAGCCAGGGUCCGUUCGAACCACCUCGCUCUGUCUUCCUGACCUCCAGAGAUCGGCUUAGGCUGGAGGCCCAGGCCUGGCUGAGAUCUUCCUACUGUGGAAAACUCUGGAAGCCCUCUGCUCAAGAAGCUCCUUAAAUAGGCUGUCUCAUGUUAGCAAUGCUGGCUUUCCUGGGGGACCUUGACUGCGUCCCUGCUGUGGCCUCGGGCUUCCCUACCUGUCCCCAGGCCACCACAGGUGUCUGUGUCUGGUGUUAGGGACAAAACCACUAGGAAGAAACCCCACAUCCUGCAGGAUGGCACCCGUGGAUGACAAAGUGUUAGAAGGUUCCCUUGAGGGAUCAGUGCCCGGGACCCAGUGGAAGCUGACAGAGGCCAGAGAUGGCUGGAAACAGCAGCAAAUACCCUCAGGCUUCCAGUCCUUUCUUGUUGCUGAAACAACAACCUACCACAGCCUCCCAGGGGAAGCUCUCCCGGCAGGAGAAAGCCAGCUCUAGGCCCUGGGAAUCUGACUUGCUCAGGAGAGUUCCUGUGAUGUGGUGCAGAAGGCAGCCUCCCUCACCCCACACCUUCUUACAGUAGAUGCUGUGUUUGGGGAGGAAGCCACACACAGCACAGGGACACUUACUGCCCAGCACAGCAGUCCCUAGCUUGCCACCACACCAUGGGUAGCUGCGUUUCAAGGACUCUGAGGCCCAAUGAGUAGUGGCCUCUUCCAGAGUUCUCAUAAGCUAGGUGGGUUGGGGAGGAGGGAGACUGGUCAGCCGCCUUGUGCGGUGCCUUGUGGGAGUUCUUUUGAAGCCACCACAAGGUGGUGGCUGGGUAGUGCGGUGGCAGAGGGAUGGAGCCCUGGCCACUUCAUCCUACUGUCUUGUCCAAAAGGGGCUGAAGAUGGGCAGGGUUGCCAGAAGUUGCCUGAUACCCCUGCUAAACUGGCCUUCCAAACCUGCUAUUGCUUGGGAGUUGGAGUGGGUGGACACAGGUCCCCUCCUGGUCUCCCAGCUGCUGAACCAGGGGCCAAGCUGGAAAGUGGAUGUUUUUACUUUUAAAUAAAGCACAGCCCCCACCCCCACCCUCCCCCCAACACCCUCCAGGAAAACCACAGUCAGGAGACUGGCAAAGUCCCUUCCACUUCAAAGAGCUCUUGGCCUCUAUGGGAUCUCAACCUGGACUCUAGGCCACAGCCCUGAGAAGCAGCGUCAUGCCAUUUACGUAGUUGGCUGCCUUAGCUUCUGUGUAUGAGCACCAUUUUGGAAGCAGAAAGAGGAGAGGCCUAUAAAGAGGGCUUGGGACCUCUGAGUAUCCAGCUUGGUUCUAGGCCCUUCCUCUACCCCAAGUUCCUCCCUAGGGGAGCAGGCUCAGGUGGAGGGACCGGACUUGGGACCUGAUGUAGAGAUACUAAAACCCCUGGGUUUAGCACGUACCAGCCAGGUGCCUGAGAGAGAUAAGGCUGUCGGGUCAAACUGCAGCCUGUCACGGAGCCUGAGAAAACCUGUCCCCACAGAGUCACCUUGAGCACACACCAAGCUGACCCUCAAACUUGCUAGCCGAGCAGGGAACAGACUGUCACCCAGGGCUGUAAGCUGAGACCCUCCUGGGAUCCUAUCUAACCCAGAUGGCCCUUCCCUCAAUUCGGCUGAGUGGGAAUGGUGGCUCUGAAUCACAGCCCAGCAGGGCCAGCUAUGGAACCACGCCUUCUCCCCCACUAGGGAUGAGACAGUCUGUGGGAGCAGUGUCUGGCCCCUUCCUCCUUCUCCUCCCCCACCCCAGCCUUACUUACUCCACACACCGUGCAGACAAUCAUUUUGUAUGCGUUAAGAGCUUCUUCGUCGUCGUCGGAAGGUUUUAUACAGUGAUUUGUUACCUAGGAGCCCACUGUGCCCAGAUUUCUGGUGUGCCAAUAAAGACCCUCUGCUUUAUA